Messenger RNA from Calliphora vicina (urban bluebottle blowfly), 1957 nucleotides. RefSeq names its product UDP-glucosyltransferase 2-like. Gene Ontology annotation, molecular function: UDP-glycosyltransferase activity. NCBI's taxonomy places the organism in Eukaryota, Metazoa, Arthropoda, Insecta, Diptera, Calliphoridae. The record is from RefSeq and is a predicted model, not a curated record. The transcript is spliced from 3 exons. Bases 53 to 1681 code for a protein of 542 amino acids.
ACAAAUUUCAGUUUAUUCAUAUAAUUCGUAAACACAACAACCACGGACAACAAUGAGUCGAGAGAAAAUAUCAGUUUUAAGUGCACUUGUGAUCGUGUGUGUGACAUGUCAAAUAAGUCAAGUAAAUUCGGCCAAUAUAUUGGGCCUCUUUACCAGUCACAGUCCCUCGCAUUUAAUUGUACACAUGUCACUGGUCAAAGUUUUAGCGGAAAAUGGGCACAAUGUAACCGUAGUGGCAUCUCAAGUUCCCAAAGUUAAACAUGAUAAAAUUCACUUUAUCAUCAUUCCACCAACCGAUGAACAAGAACAACUGUUCAGUAAAGAAGUUUCCGGAAUGGCUGUAAAGAAAAAUAAUCUUAUCACAACAAUUGGUAACUUUUUCGGCUCUCUAAAAUUGAUGAUCGAUAUGCAGGCGGACAUGUUAAAAGAUCCACGUUUUACGGUUCUUUACGAGAAUCCAGAUACAAAAUUUGAUUUAGUUAUCAUGGGAUUUUUUAUGAACACUUUUCAAUAUGGUGUGGCUGCUAAAUUUAAUGCACCUCUUGUAAUCACCUGGACUUCAUCGCCCAUGCUAUUCAGUGACAUUAUGGUGGGCAAUCCAAGCGAAGUAUCUUAUGUGCCGGACAUGAACAUGGCCGUUAAAAUUGGUGAAAAAAUGAAAUUUUUGCAACGACUUCAGAAUUUCUUUUCGCACUUAUUCUUUAGGCUGAUAAAGGAAUUGCUCGAUUUUCGCAUGCGAGCGUUUUACAACGAUCUCUUUCCCAAUGAUGGCGCUUUUCCCAGUAUGGGUGAUAUGGAGAAGAACAUAUCAUUGGUAUUCUGCAAUAGUCACUUUAGCGAGGGACCCAUUAGACCGAACGUACCAGCUGUUGUAGAAAUUGGAGGUAUACAAGUCAAGGAUACACCAAAUCCAUUACCUGAGGACAUUGCAAAAUUCCUUGAUAGUGCCAAUGAAACUGGAGCCAUACUGUUCAGUUUAGGCUCCAACCUCAAGGGAUCUAGUAUUAAACCCGAAACUGCAACCUACAUUUUCAAUGUCUUGUCGAAACUAAAACAAAAUGUGGUUUGGAAAUGGGAAGAUUUGAAAAAUACUCCUGGAAAAUCUCGCAAUAUACUCUACAAAAAAUGGAUGCCACAAGAUGACAUUUUAGCUCAUCCAAACCUCAAGUUAUUCAUUACACACGCUGGUAAAGGAGGCGUAGCAGAGGCUCAAUAUCAUGGAGUUCCCAUGGUGGCCUUACCAGUUUUUGCCGAUCAGCAUAAUAAUGCUAUGAAAAUUGCUGCCUCUGGUUAUGGUCAAUAUUUGGAAUUGUUACCACUAACUGAAGAAUCAUUUAGAGAGGCCAUCUUAGAAGUCCUUAAUAAUCCACAGUACAAAGAAAAUGUACAACGUUUUUCCAAACUUUAUCGUGAUCGUCCUCUAACAGCCCGAGAAAGUGUUGUAUUUUGGACCGAAUAUGUGUUACGUCAUCAUGGUGCUGCCCAUAUGCAAAGUCCUUUGGUGCACAUGAAUUUCAUAGAGAGCUUAAACUUGGAUGUAUACUUGUUUAUUGCGAUUGUAUUCUAUGUGAUUUUCGCAAUUUUCAAAUUCGUUUUUCUAUUUGUUUGUUCCAAAAUAUGCAAGAAGGGUUCGGCGGUCAACAAAAAGGUUAAGAAAACUACAAAAGUUAAAUCACAAUAAAAUUAAAUAAACAAUUUGUAAAAGUAAAUUACUUGUAAAUUCCUAAUAUACUUAGAUAAAUAAAUACAAUUUUCAAAUUCGUUUUUCUAUUUGUUUGUUCCAAAAUAUGCAAGAAGGGUUCGGCGGUCAACAAAAAGGUUAAGAAAACUACAAAAGUUAAAUCACAAUAAAAUUAAAUAAACAAUUUGUAAAAGUAAAUUACUUGUAAAUUCCUAAUAUACUUAGAUAAAUAAAUACAGUAUAUCACAAUAAUAUUGUUACAUUUUUACCUUUAAA